Molecule: messenger RNA, 970 nt
Organism: Gavia stellata (red-throated loon)
Lineage: Eukaryota; Metazoa; Chordata; Aves; Gaviiformes; Gaviidae
Gene: TMEM242
Product: transmembrane protein 242
Exons: 4
Coding region: 1-474 (157 amino acids)
Source: RefSeq, a predicted model, not a curated record
AUGGGGGCGGCUGCCGGCGGGGACGCGCGGGAGGGGGCGGCGGCGGCGGCUCCGCUGGACCCCGGGCGCGGGCUGCCCCUGCCCCGGGGGGCCAGGAGCCCUGCGGCGUCCCAGGACAAGCUCUUCUUAAUCAAAGGUGGAAUUUUUCUAGGUACCGUUGCUACAGCAGGAAUGAUAGCAGGUUUUGGCACCACACUUGCCAUGACAAAAAAGAAGAACCCCGACUGGUUCAGUAAGGGGAUUACUGCCACAGCUGCAUUACCAGAAAGUGGUUCGUCACUGGCCUUACGAGCCCUAGGAUGGGGCUCGCUCUAUGCGUGGUGUGGAGUUGGAUUACUCAGUUUUGCCAUCUGGAAGGCUCUGGGUGUGCACAGUAUGAAAGAAUUCCAAACUAAAAUGCAGUCAAUGUUUCCAGCAAUUCCUAAAAAUAGUGAGUCCGCUGUUGAAUGGGAAGACUUACUUAAAUCCAAGUGAAAGACUCAGAGCCUUUUGGAGAUGUCUCAGCAAGAACAGGAGUGGAAGUAGCAGAAGCGUCCCAUCUGAAAAAGAGAAGAAAACUCAAGACUGAGCACUGACUGAGUUCACUGAAUCUGGGGAUGCCAGUUAACAUCUAGCAGCAAGGGAAUUAAAAACAAAACAAAGCAAAACAAUUUAUACUGUACUUUUCAGCAUGCUUGGUAUAGUUGAUUUUGCAAGAAAAUGAACCCUCCAAGAUAAGUUGGAUCCAGCUUGAAAAAAGACUCUCUCUCUUAUGAAGACUUAAAGAAGAAACUGAUCUUCAGUAGUAAGUAUAAGGACAAAACCCCAAUAAACUCUUAUCCCAUCCUGCUUCUUAAGAGAAAUUUUAGGAAAUUUCUCUAGGAAACAAAGAACAGUACUUUCAGUGACAUUUACAUGUCCCAUUAGGAAUAUAACAGAUCUGUUACUGAGCCUGAAGGUAAAGCAUACAGAGCAGUCUUCUAAAAAUAAA